This is a messenger RNA of Aspergillus puulaauensis, 1443 nucleotides long. RefSeq names its product putative solid-state culture specific protein. NCBI's taxonomy places the organism in Eukaryota, Fungi, Ascomycota, Eurotiomycetes, Eurotiales, Aspergillaceae. The transcript has a single exon. Gene Ontology annotation, molecular function: metal ion binding; ATP binding. The coding region runs from base 1 to 1443 and encodes 480 amino acids. The record is from RefSeq and is a predicted model, not a curated record.
AUGGCUCCCACAAGUACCGUCACUCUCGACUACACCCUGCGUGACCUCUACUCGGAAAACAAUGAAAGCGACCCGAAUCUAGUGCUCAUCUAUUACCCGCUGGAUUUCAAGUAUAAUCCCAGUGGCUCAUUAACCAAGUUUGUCUAUGGAUAUAAAUUGAAGGAGGGCACUGAAGAAGGCGCAUCCGCCAUUGAACGGAGCCUGUAUCCCCAGCGGACGGCCUUUACGGCCGGCCAGAUGCCAAUGGUGGUUUUGGAUUUUGCGCCAAGCGACAAACAGCAACAGCAAGAGACAAAUGAUAAAAUAUGCCAGGCUACAAAUGGUCAGCGGCCGCACCAUGUCGACUUCCACCGGACAUAUUCGCAGUUACCACGCGAGCAACAGCCGAAUUUAACCUUUGCAAACAACUUGAAAGGCAUAACUCUGGAUGCCGGGGCGCAGAUUUCAGUCCAACUACCAACGGACUGUCUUUCGGAUCUGCCUCAUCUCAUUAACCCCGAGACCCAUUAUGAGAUCUUGUCGAAGCGUGGGCUUGCUCUGUCGGCCUUGCCAACAGCCCGAUCCGAGGUGGUCGACGCCUGCCUGACCAACUCAGACGACCCGGUUCUUUUGGCAGAGGAGGUAUCACGAAUGAUGCACUCGAUUGAAAAGCACCAACUGCCCUUUAUGAUUAAGCUUCCACAGUCGGUUAGUGGCCGUGGUGCCUUUGCCGUCGCCACGGAAGCCGAAAGGAACGAAGUCAAGACUGUACUCACGGCAGGACUAGGCAAAAUGCUGAAUGAGCUUAACGAAUCUAAUCACCACCUAUAUCCGUGCUCUAUAGUCCUCCAGGACCUCAUCCCUGGGCCAACUGUGGCGCUGGCGUUUUUCGUUUCAAGGAGCGGACACGCUCGUUUCACCGCUUGUACCGGGCAGCUGUUUGAUGAGCAGCAGCACUGGAUUGGCGGGACUAUCGCGUACAAGCAGCAGGACCAGCUCAGGGCGACCUUUUCUCCAAUUAUGAAGAAGGCGGCAGCGUUUCUGCAUGGCAAGGGGUACUAUGGCCCUGCUGGCGUGGAUAUUAUUACCGACGAGGGUUCUGGGGAGCAUCUGAUUAUCGACCUCAACGUUCGUGUGCCCGGUACAUUCCACUUGGGGCCUCUCAGAGGGCAUUUCACCAAGCGGGGACUCUAUGAGGCUGCUGGGACUAAGUUACAGUUGAGGUGCUCGCGAGAUGUCUUUGAGGGGAGGUUUGCGGAUGAGAUGCGCAAAGGCAGUCUGAUCGUGAAUGGAUGGUUCCAUGACGAGCAAAGUGGCUUGAGCCAUGCUGCGAUCACCAUCGGGGCCAGGGACUCCGAAGAGCUGAAUGGAUAUCUUGAGCGUGUUAGGGCUGUUGGGACACAGCCGGAUGGGAGCGAUGCUUUCCACGGCCCACGUGUACCAGGCCUGAAAGCCAAGUGGUGA